This is a messenger RNA of Penicillium chermesinum, 303 nucleotides long. Its product is annotated as F1F0 ATP synthase subunit f. The record is from RefSeq and is a predicted model, not a curated record. The coding region runs from base 1 to 303 and encodes 100 amino acids. The transcript is spliced from 5 exons. NCBI's taxonomy places the organism in Eukaryota, Fungi, Ascomycota, Eurotiomycetes, Eurotiales, Aspergillaceae. Gene Ontology annotation, biological process: proton motive force-driven ATP synthesis.
AUGAGCUACAUCACCCGCCGUGGUCUUUCGACCUUGAUCCCUCCCAAGAUCGCUUCUCCCAACGCUAUCGGUGCUGCCCAGGAUGCUGCUCGCAUGGAGCGCGUUGUGAACUUCUACGCCGGUCUUCCCCGUGGCCCUGCUCCCCAGGCUAAGCCCACCGGCAUCCUCGGUCGCUACCAGGCUCGUUUCUUCAACAAGGGAUCUGCUGCUCCCCUUGCCCACGCCAUUGGAGGUAUCCUGAUCCUUGGCUACAGCAUGGAAUACUACUUCCACCUGCGCCACCACAAGAACCACCCUCACUAG